Messenger RNA from Coregonus sp. 'balchen', 19191 nucleotides. Lineage: Eukaryota; Metazoa; Chordata; Actinopteri; Salmoniformes; Salmonidae. The record is from the annotation of a GenBank genome assembly.
UUUUUUUUUUUUACUGUAUGAAAGUUGUUACAACAUUCUGGUCUAGGCUGACUGGUGACCAAUGGACUGACUGAGAGAGAGAGAGAAACCGAGUGAUCAGAAUAAGGGAAGGCGUAGUGGAGUGGAGGAUAGAAAGAGAAAAUAAUUGUGUGAAAAAGUCGAGUGAAGUUUACAAUAUGAGCAGGUCAAUUCAAUGUCUUUAGAUGCAUUUGAAGAGGAUUUGGAGUGGUUCCUUCAUCGGUUGUUAGUUACCAGUGUUAUGAAGCAGCUCGGCGGGGGAUAGCUGAAAAUAUUCAAGGUAUUUUAUUACAACUUGCAGAACAAGGGGACUCAUCUCUGGCAGGUUUUUUUUCCAUCACUUGUAGGUGUCCUAUUCAUUUACUGUUAGAGGAUCCAAGGACGUCUGCCUUUUAAUCCUGAGCCUAAUUGCCAUCGGACACUUUUGAGGACUGUUUUUGGAGGGGAAUUGAUUAUGGCCAGUUCCCUGUACUUUAUCCUCCCGGCCCUAGGGGGCUACACCCUGACGUCACUCUACCUGUUGAAGAACCCUCAGAUCCUCCACAAGAAGAAACGUGCUGCCUUCCACUGCACCCACAUCUCACACAGAGGAGGUAAGGAAGGAACGGUGGAGGGAUGUAGUAGUUACCUUGCAGCUUCACCUUUCCUCUGUAACCAUUGAUGUGAAUGGGCUGGACUAGUGAAAGUGGAAUGUUUGGAGCCUGUGGUGUAGCUGCAAGCAGGAGUACUGAGUGACUAUUGAUUUGGCCCACAGUCACACUGUAUCUGGAUAAAUAUGUGGCUCUGAUCUGAACUAUCCUGUAAUUUCAAGUCUGUGGGGAUCAAGGAAAAGUAGGCUAUAGAGUGAGAGUCUUGGAGCUGGAUAUGACACUGAUGUUCUUUGCUUUUCUCCUGAUCUGUGUUGGCAGGAAGCGGCGAGAGGAUAGAGAGCACCAUGGAGGCCUUCACACAGUAAGUGACCAACCCUGACCAAACCUGACUUCAGAUCAGUUACAGUGCUUAUCAUAAGUAUUCACCCCCCUUGGAUUUCUUCACAUUUUAUUGUGUUAGAAAGUGGUAUUAAAAUGGAUUUAACUGUAUUUUUUUUCAACGAUCUACACAAAAUACUCUGUCAAUAUUUUUUUUAAGUUAACGAGUCAAUACAUGUUAGAAACACCUUUGGCAGCAAUUACAGAUGUGAUUAUUUUUGGGUAAGUCUCUAAGAGCUUUGCACACCUGAAUUGUGAGAUAUUUGCCUGUUAUUCUUUAAAAAAAUCUUCAACCUCUGUCAAUUUGGUUGUUGUUCAUUGCUAGACACACAGCCAUGUUCAAGUCUCGCCAUAGAUUUUUAAGCAGAUUUACAGUACCAGUCAAAAGUUUGGAUACACAUACUCAUUCCAGGGUUUUUCAUUAUUUUCAUUAUUUUUACUAUUUUCUACAUUGUAGAAUAAUAGUGAAGACAUCAAAACUAUGAAAUAACACAUAUGGAAUCAUGUAGUGACCGAAAAAGUGUUAAACAAAUGAAAAUAUAUUUGAGAUUUGAGAUUCUUCAAAUAGCCACCCUUUGCCUUGAUGACAGCUUUGCACACUCUUGGCAUUCUCUCAACCAGCUUCACCUGGAAUGCUUUUCCAACAGUCUUGAAGGAGUUUCCACAUAUGCUGAGCACUUGUUGGCUGCUUUUCCUUCACUCUGUGGUUCAACUCAUCCCAAACCAUCUCAAUUGGGUUGAGGUCGGGUGAUUGUGGAGGCCAGGUCAUCUGAUGCAGCACUCCAUCUCCUUCUUGGUAAAAUAGCCCUUACACAGCCUGGAAGUGUGUUGGGUCAUUGUCCUGUUGAAAAACAAAUGAUAGUCCCACUAAGCCCAAACCAGAUGGGAUGGUGUAUCGCUGUAGAAUGCUGUGGUAGCCAUUCUGGUGUGUUUUACGGUGGGAAAUACACAUGCGGAGAUCAUCCAGCAAUUCGACCAUGAAGGCCUGAUUCACACAGUCCCCUCUGAACAGUUGAUGUUGAGAUGUGUCUGUUACUUGAGCUCUGUGAAGCAUUUAUUUGGCCUGCAAUUUCUGAGGCUGGUAACUCUAAUGAACUUAUCCUCUGCAGCAGAGUUAACUCUGGGUCUUCCAUUCCUGUGGCGGUCCUCAUGAGAGCCAGUUUCAUCAUAGCGCUUAAUGGUUUUUGCGACUGCACUUGAACAAAACUUUCUUGAAGUUUCGUAUUGACUGACCUUCAUGUCUUAAAGUCAUGAUGGGCUGUUGUUUCUCUUUGCUUAUUUGAGCUGUUCUUGCCAUAAUAUGGACUUGGUCUUUUACCAAAUAGGGCUAUCUUUUGUAUACCCCCCCCCCUACCUUGUCACAACACAACUGAUUGUCUCAAACGUGUUAUUAAGGAAAGAAAUCCCACAAAUGAACGUUUAAGAAGGCACACCUGUUAAUUGAAAUGUAUUCCAGGUGACUACCUCAUGAAGCUGGUUGAGAGAAUGCCAAGAGUGUGCAUAAAUGUAAUCAAGGCAAAGGGUGGCUAUUUGAAAAAUCUCAAAUACAUUUUGAUUUGUUUAACACUUUUUUGGUUACUACAUGAUUCCAUAUGUGUUAUUUCAUAGUUUUGAUGUCUUCACUAUUAUUCUACAAUGUAAAAAUAAAGAAAAACCCUUAAAUGAGUAGAGUGUCCAAACUUUUGACUGGUAGCGUAAGUCAAAACUGUAAGUAGGCCACUCAGGAACAUACACUCAUUGGAUGCUGCUGAGGGGAGGACAGCGCAUAAUAAUGUCUGGAAUGGAGUCAAUGGAGUGAUAUCAACCACAUGGAAACCAAGUCUUUGAUGUGAUUGAUACCAAUCCAUUUACUCCAUUCCAGCCAUUAUUAUGAGCCGUUCUCCCCUAAGCAGCCUCCACUGCAUUCACUGUCUUCUAGGUUAUUGUCCUGCUGAAAGAUGAAUUCAUCUUCCAGUGUGUGGUGAAAAGCAGACUGAACCAGGUUUCCAUUCAGUUAAUACUCUCGUUACAACACAACUGUAUGUGAGUCAUACUCUCACGACUUUGAUUGAAGAGCUAAAAUCACGCCUGACAAUUCUUCUGCUCUUCACCUCGAUGUCUGUAGGAACGAUUCAUGCCACAAACAAACAUUUUUGGAACAUGAGACUGACUUUUUGCCAACUAAACUGACCCGUUGUUUGCAAACCAAUUCGUUAUUCUAUGGAUUGCUUGGCCUGGCUGUAGCAAUGAGUACGAUGGCUAACAUGACCGAAACGAUGAAGGCUAACAAACUGGGUUCGGGACCAUGCCCAAAUGAAUAAAAAUAUAUUCACGUUUGUUGUCUUGUAUGUGCUCGGUGCAUUCUCUGGCUGCCCUCGCUCGAAUCAGUUCGUGUGUGGGCCUAGAUGACGUUUUCAAUAACCGUGGCUUGCCCACGGCUGGCACUGUUCUCCUAGUCCAAGGCACAGGUUCUCUUGACAAUUGUGUAGCAUUCUUGUGAGGCCUUGACUUCCUCUCCCGGUUGCCUGUACCUCGGCUGAGUCUGAGUUGCAGGACGUGGAGAUGGGCUUUGGUCGGAGCAAAUGUCUUGUCUGCCUGGUCUUGGUGUAUGCGGUAGCUGUCUGCACCCAACCCGGCUCUUGUGCGCUCUGUCGCCGGUUACUGGAUGCUACUCGAAGAGAGAGGGCGGCCAGGUUCGGUGGGUACCCCCCGCCGCCUCUGUCUGCCUUGGUCUAGCACCGCUUGCCUCUCUUCCCAGAUUCUUUGUUGAUGAAGGAUCCGGUCCCACUUUGGUGAUCCGGUCCUACGUAGACCUUCGAGACCAGGCUAGCUAAACAAGCACUGCAUUGCGUGCUAGCCACGUUGGCUAACUCGCCGAGGCGAGCUAGAUAUUACUUGGUAUUCCUGCCUUCCCAUGGUGGAGCUGCUUGGGUAGCUCUCUUGUUUAGUAUAUGUAGAGUUAAGUCAUUUGGUUGUUCUAAAUGGACCAUGCUGCGGUCAAAGAGGCUAGCUAGCUUAGACUAAAAAGCUUCUUGCCUAACGUCGGCUAGGAUGUGUAACUUCCGGUGAGUGAAACUUACUAGCUUUCCCCCAGCACCUCCGAUGAGGAAGCAGCCCCCGAGCACUUGGCUCAGGUAACUUCCGGAACGAGGAUCCUUGGCACGGGUGUGAGUGACCAGUGCGCCCCUCUACAAAAACAUUACUGUGACAACAGUGCCCCCACGUUUGGUUAUGGUCCAAACAAGGUACUAUGUCAGCCCUUGCCAGAGCCCCCGUGCCCCUUAAGUGGUUGGUAGCAGAGUCAAGGGAAUUAGCAGGGUUGGACACGACCAUGCUAUUAUCCCACACAAGUCUCUUUGGUGGUCAAAAUCUGUCCCAGUCCCGAUGGUGGUGUCCCGGCCUUUCAGAUGGCACUUCACGGGUGGCUUGCUGUCUGCACCGACCAAUGGCGCGCAUGCGCAGUGUCACCCUGGAUCAUGCCAACACUGAUGUCGGGGUACAGGCUACAAUUUGUUGUGCGUUCCACACGCUUCUGCAGCAUCAUCAUUUCGACAUCAUCAUAUCCUCCCGUCUCCAGAAGCAGGCAAUCCGAGUGGUUCCUAUGUCGAAGAUCCAGGACAGCUGGUACGGAUGGUAUUUCCUGGUUCCGAAAAGGGAUGGGACUGUACGUCCCAUUCGAGGCCUACGUGCCCUCAGCAAGCACCUCAGAGUCUACAAAUUCGGAAUGUUCACGAGCCGCCGGCUAUUACAGCAGAUUGGCUGGUAUUACACACAUCCAUGCUACUGUCACAUAUUCAGUCUGUAGGCUUCAUAAGAAACCAGAAAACAGCCAUCUGACUCUCAGCGCAUUCCGCUUCUGGGUCUUGAGCUAGACUCACUCACGUAUGAUGGCGCCAGAGGGGAUGGCUGCCAUUUUAUGGACUCUUAACCAACCGUGCUAUUUUGUGUGUUUGUAACUUAUUUUGUACAUAAUGUUGCUGCUACCGUCUCUUAUGACCAAAAAGAGCUUCUGGACAUCAGAACAGCGAUUACUCACCUUGAACUGGACGAAUUGGUAAGGAGUCAGCGACGAGUGGCUAAUCUGCCUUUGCCAUCGAUAAUAUUGGCCAACUUACAAUCGUUUGAUAAUAAAAUGGAUGAACUACAGGCACGAAUAUCCUACCAACGGGACAUUAAAAACUGUAAUAUCUUAUGUUUCACCCGAGUCGUGGCUGAAAGAUGAUAUGAAUAACAUACAGCUGGUGGGUUAUACACUGUAUCGUCAGGAUAGAACAGCAGCCUCUGGUAAAAUAAGGGGUGGAGGUCUAUGUAUGUUUGUAAACAACAGCUGGUGCACGAUAUCUAAGAAAGUCUCAAGGUUUUGCUCGCCUGAGGUAGAGUAUCUCAUGAUAAGCUGUAGACCACACUAUCUACCAAGAGUUUUCAUCUAUAUUCUUCAUAGCUGUCUAUUUACAACCACAAACCGAUGCUGGCACUAAGACCGCACUCAAUGAACUGUAUACGGCCAUAAGCAAACAGGAAAACGCUCAUCCAGAUGCGAUGCUCCUAGUGGCUGGGGACUUUAAUGCAGGGAAACUUAAAUCUGUUUCACCUCAUUUCUACCAGCAUGUUCAAUGUGCAACCAGAGGGGAAAAAAACUCUAGACCACCUUUACUCCACACACAGAGACGCAAACAAAGCUCUCCCUCGCCCUCCAUUUGGAAAAUCAGACCAUAAUUCUAUCCUCCUGAUUCCUGCUUACAAGCAAAAACUAAAGCAGGAAGCAGCAGUGACUCGGUCAAUAAAGAAGUGGUCAGAUGAAGCAGAUGCUAAGCUACAGGACUGUUUUUCUAGCACAGACUGGAAUGUGUUCUGUGAUUCUUCCGAUGGCAUUGAGUACACCACAUCAGUCACUGGCUUCAUCAAUAAGUGCAUCGAUGACAUCGUCCCUACAGUGACUGUACGUACAUACCCCAACCAGAAGCCAUGGAUUACAGGCAACAUCCGCACUGAGCUAAAGGGUAGAGCUGCCGCUUUCAAGGAGUGGGACUCUAACCCGGAAGCUUAUAAGAAAUCCUGCUAUACCCUCCGACGAACUAUCAAACAGGCAAAGCGUCAAUACAGGACUAAGAUCGAAUCGUACUACACCGGCUCCGACGCUCGUCAGAUGUGGCAGGGCUUGCAAACUAUUACAGACUACAAAGGGAAGCACAGCGGCGAGUUGCCCAGUGACACAAGCCUACCAGACGAGCUAAAUUACUUCUAUGCUCGCUUCGAGGCAAGUAACACUGAAACAUGCAUGAGAGCAUCAGCUAUUCCGGAUGACUGUGUGAUCACGCUCUCCGUAGCCGAUGUGAGUAAGACCUUUAAACAGGUCAACAUUCACAAGGCCAGAUUACCAGGACGUGUACUCCGAGCAUGCACUGACAUUUUCAACCUCUCCCUGUCUGAAUCUGUAAUACCAGCAUGUUUCAAGCAGACCACCAUAGUCCCUGUGCCCAAGAAGACUAAGGUAACCUGCCUAAAUGACUACCGACCUGUAGCACUCACGUCUGUAGCCAUGAAGUGCUUUGAAAGGCUGGUCAUGGCUCACAUCAACACCAUUAUCCCAGAAACCCUAGACCCACUCCAAUUUGCAUAUCGCCCCAACAGAUCCACAGAUGAUGCAAUCUCUAUUGUGCUCCACACUGCCCUUUCACACCUGUCAUUUUGGGGUAUUGUGUGUGUAUAUGGGUGAGAUUAUUAAUUUUUUUAAUCCAUUUUGAAUUCAGGCUGUAACACAACUAAAUGUGGAAUAAGUCAAGGGGUAUGAAUACUUUCUGAAGGCACUCUAGGUCCAUUAUAAACAGUUUUGAUUUGGUUGAUUUUUGUAUUUUUACUCAAACCACCCUCAGGCCGGAUUGGACCCCCUCGUGGGCCGGAUCCGGGCCGUAUGUUUGACACCCCUGACCUAGAUUCAAUCAGAUCAAGCAUUAACCCACGCUAACCGACACCCGCAUAGCUGGUGUUUUGGCUGUGUCAGAGCCGGGAACUGCAUUGGAGCUGUCAAAUCGGUGAACAGCUGCUCGUGUGGUCAUUGUCACAAAGCCACACCCGUCCCACUCACAUUAGAAGUUCAGAACUAGAAAGUGUAGGCUAUAUAGAUAUAAUGAAACUCAAAUUGAAAAUCAUUCAACAAAACGUUUCAGCCUAAUCGAUGUGUAGAUUGUAUCACAGUGUUGGAACUUGUAAACAUGGCUACAUGGGAUUUCUACUAAUGUGCCAAUGUCCGCAAUAAGUAUGAUGCCGGGAGCCACUGAUUGACUCUAACGCAGUUCCACCUAGGACACCGUCAAAACAACAGCUAAGUGGGUGUUUCAUCCCCCCCCCCCCCCCCCCAGUGCGGUGGAGCAGGGUACUGGUAUGCUGGAGCUGGACUGUCACCUGACUCGGGACGGUCAUGUGAUCGUGUCACAUGACGAAAACCUCCUGAGGCAGACCGGCCAUGAUGUCACCAUCUCCUCCCUAAACCUAGAGGUCAGAGGUCAAAUGUAUAUUAAAACCAUAUAAAUAGAAUGUAAAACUCCCUGUGAUUGUUGCUUGAGCGCUCUUUAUAUUACCAUAGCUAUUCUGACCAUAAUGUGUAUGUAUUAUAAUGUGUAUACAUGUAGGCCCCCUUUAUAAUCUUUUCCAUAAGCUGUUUAUGAGCUUUUAUAAGCUGUUCUAUACAGCUUAUUAAGCCAGUAGUGAGACAGUUCAUUCAUUUUGUAGUAUAAAAUACUAAUUGUGUUUUCUUUUCAGGAGUUACCCCUGUAUAAGGACAGACUGGAGGUCACGUUCUAUGCAGGUAUCUACUGUAGCACAUACACUCUAUGGCCAAAAGUGGUCGUCGAACAUCUCAUUCCAAAAUCAUAGGCCUUAAUAUGGAGUUGGUCCCCCCUUUGCUGCUAUAACAGCCUCCACUCUUCUGGGAAGGCUUUCCACUAGAUGUUGGAACAUUGCUGCGGGGACUUGCUUCCAAUCAGCCACGAGCAUUAGUGAGGUUGGGCACUGAAGUUGGGCGAUUAUGCCUGGCUCGCAGUCGACGUUCCAAUUCAUCCCAAAGGUGUUCGAUAGGGUUGAGGUCAGGGCUCUGUGCAGGCCAGUCAAGUUCUUCCACACCGAUCUCGACAAACCAUUUCUGUAUGGACCUCGGUUUGUGCACGGGGGCAUUGUUAUGCAGAAACAGGAAAGGGCCUUCCCCAAACUGUUGCCACAAAGUUGGAAGCACAAAAUUGUCUAGAAUGUCAUUGUAUGCUGUAGCGUUAAGAUUUCCCUUCACUGUAACUAAGGGGCCUAGCCCGAACCAUGAUAAACAGCCCCAGGCCAUUAUUCCUCCUCCACCAAACUGUACAGUUGGCACUAUGCAUUCGGGCAGGUAGCAUUCUCCUGGCAACCGCCAAACCCAGAUUCAUCCGUCGGAAUGCCAGAUGGUGAAUUGUGAUUCAUCACUCCAGAGAACGCGUUUCCACUGCUCCAGAGUCCAAUGGCGGCGAGCUUUACACCACUCCAGCCGACGCUUGACAUUGCGCAUGGUGAUCUUAGGCUAGUGUGUGGCUGCUCGGCCAUGGAAACCCAUUUCCCGACAAACAGUUCUUGUGCUGAUGUUGCUUCCAGAGGCAGAGUGUUGCAACCGAGGACAGACUGUUUUUACGCACUACCACUUCAGCACUCUGUGGUCCCGUUCUAUGAGCUUGUGUGGCCUUCCACUUGGCGGCUGUGCCGUUGUUGCUCCUAGACGUUUCCACUUCACAAUAACAUCACUUACAGUUGACCUGGGCAGCUCUAACAGGGCAGAAAUUUGACAAACUGACUUGUUGGAAAGGUGGUAUCCUAUGGCGGUGCCACAUUGAAUGUCACUGAGCUCUUCAGUACGGGCCAUUCUACUGCCAAUGUUUGUCAAUGGAGAUUGCAUGGCUGUGUGCUUGAUUUUAAAUACCUGUCAGCAACGGGUGUGGCAGAAAUAGCCAAAUCCACUUAUUUGAAGGGUGUCCACAUACUUUUGGUGAUGUAGUGUAUGUCUCGAUCAGACCGACAGCGUCAUUGCAUCAAUGCUACGUAAUAAAUUCAAUAUUAAAACGUAUUUAAUUAUGUAAUCCAACGUUUUUUGUGGCUAUGUGUGCAACAAAAGUUCAACAUUCACCUUUUGCAACUAUUUCUGUCAAGUCUAAGCAUACCAUUUUAUGUAUACGUUGCACCAUACAGAACACACUGCAACUGCCUCUGCAACGCAAUGCUGCAAGGCAAAUGUAGCAUUCCAUUGGAAAUUAAUGUACUUCUGGUGUACCAAAAUGGAAUGACGCUGUCGGUCUAAUCGAGGUAAUACACACACAGAGACACACACCCUGAAUCAUCCACCAUACUUCUCUGACAGAAGUGGGUCGAUGGCAUAGACAAAUGCUCCUUGUGAAGUUUCGCACCAAUGUGUGCAUGCGUAUGUAUAUUCACUGCCCCACCCUUCUCCCUCCCAUCCUCUCCCUUUCUUCCCUCUGUUCCCACACCAGGCCGCUACAGCACCGGUACAGACAGGAAGUUCACACUGUUGGAGGAAGUGUUCAGGAAGUUUCCUAAGAUGCCAAUCAACAUCGAGAUCAAAGAGGACAACAGCUUGCUGAUGGAGAAAGUACAGGACUAAGCUGAAUUGAAUCAAAUCCAACUUUCAACUUUACAUUGUUUUAAAGUGACCCAACUGAGCUGAAUCCAAUUAAAUUCAACUUUAUUUACAGAAUAUACUUUAUUAAUAUAGCUGCGAGCAGCAAUGAACGGGGUUCACAGCAUUACAGAAAGGACACAAGAUAGUUGGAUAACAAAGCAAGCACUCUAUCAUGUAGGAACUAUCUUCCUUUAUGUGCAAUCAGUGAAAGCAUUACCAUGGUUAUCUCUCAAUACCACAAGGAUCUAUUGUCCCACCAACUGGUCUAGUGCAGCAAUCUAAGGUUACAGUGACUUUAUAGUCACACAGCUUCUAAGGACAUAUACAUAAGGUUUACAUACCAAAUUUCAUGGCCCCAUGUCCAUCGGUUCAGUUCUUAUAGCCUUGGUGUGAUAUGGUGCCAUCUAGUGGUGUAAUGUGGCCGUCUUUGAAUGCAGCAACUAAUCAUUCUCCAAUUCAUUAGAGGCUAAUUCAUUGAGUCUAUACCAAAUCUGGAGUCAAUCUGAUUUAUGGUUCGUGAGAAGAAGAUUUUAAAAGUAUUUUUAGCAUUAGCAUAUGUGCUAACGUGUAUUUAUAGGUACAGUGCAGCCAUAUUUGAAUGCAUAUGGUUCAUGAGGAGAAGAUGAUUGCAGAUGAUUUUGAGCAUAAGCGUUACAUAUGCAGAAUUAGUUGUUAAUAGUUUCUUUGUAUUUUGAGAUAUCAAUACCAAUUUCAGUGUGGUUCAUCUUAGAGACGUCCAUGAUAGCAGUUCCAAGUUGAUAGGCCAUUGUGAUGUGGAUUUACAAAGGAUUUAAAUGGACAUGUAAACUCUGAUUUUUGAUUUGUCAUUAACUCAGCCAUCUCUUAACCAAUCCCUUAGCUUGGUGUUAUUUGGACUUAUUGUUCAUGAGAAUACGUUUUUCAUAGGUUUUCCAAAAUUCCCAAGAUGGAUGAAAAAAAUAUCCUGAUGGGGCCUUAUGGGUCCUUGAGGCAAAUUUGUUCAGCAUGAGGAAAGACAUCUAGGUCAAACGGGGCGGCGGAUAUGAGGGUUUAAGUGAGACCGCUUAUAACAGUGCCACCUAUAGGCCAAUCGGUACCAUUCCUUUUGACCAAUUUUACUCAUGGUCUCUAGUUUCUGUGUGCCAAAUUAGAAAAAAAGUUACCAAUCUAUGCUUCAGUUAUUUGACCAUGUCAAGGAAAUAAUUAUCUAAGAAUAACCAUGGGUUUCACAGCUUUGCUGAAUGGCUAAGUCACAGACAACGAAUAACUCCUCUCUCCCUUUCUGCCCCGGUCUCCAAACGUCUCUCUUCCGUCUCUCUCUUCCAUUUCUCUCUCUCUCGCUCUCUCUCUCGCUCCAUACCUUCUUCUGUCUCUCUCAGGUGUCCAACAUGGUGAAACAGUAUGAUAGAGAGGACCUCACAGUGUGGGCGACUGUAGACUCUACCAUUAUGAAAAAGUGCUGCAGAACUGUAAGUGUCAACUAGGGGGAAAUACAACAGGGACUCCAACUCCUAUCCUAGGGAGAGAUUUUUUUAUUGCACUCUCUCAACCCACCCUCUCUCUCUUCCCUGUCCCUCCUGCUCUCUUCCAUCCCGGUUCCUCUAUCUCUCCUCUCACCACUCUCCUCCCCCCUCUCUCUCCUUGUAGAACUCCACCAUGCCCUAUAGUUUCAGUAUGAGACGAGGGCUGCAGCUGCUCCUCCUUUACUACAGCGGCCUGCUGCCCUUUGUACCGCUGGGAGAGAGCUUCCUGCAGUUCUACCUGCCCCGCAUUAUCAACAGGUGUGUGUGUAUGCGCGUGCGAGCAUUUGUGUUUUUUUUGCGUAUGGGUUCCAAGGUUAAUGUGCUGAUACAGUACCUAUCUGACUUCGCCAUCAUCUGACUUCGCCAUCAUCUGACUUCGCCAUCAUCUGACUUCAUCAUCUGUUAUGGGUGUGUGUGGUCACAUGUUUAUCUUUGAGUAUAGGUGCACACGGAUGUGUGGUGACAUAGAGCUUUCUAUUGUUCUAUCUGUCUGGCAACCCUGUGUGUGUGUGCGUGCGUGUGCGUGUGUGUGUGCAUGUGUGUCGUAAAUUGUAACUGUAUCAUCUAAUCUCAUUCUAUUUGGUGCAGGACAUAUAUUCCUGAGGAGCGUCUUCUGAAGAACAGAAUGGUCAUCUAUCUGAUAGAAAAGUAGGUACAUUUACUACAGUAACAAAGCAGUUCCCUUUCCCUACUAAAACAAAAGACCAUAUACAAGCUUUGAUAAAAGAUUAAACCAUCUGCAAAUGUUUAAUGUUGUUCCAGAUUAACAAUGAGGAAGAGUCUAUUCAAACAUCUGGUCAACAGAGGAAUUCAGGUACAGAGCAACCAUCAUCAUCAUUAUCAUCAUCAUUACUAUUAUCAUCUUUAUCAUCAUUUUCGUUACUGCCAUCACUUCCUAGCACCUUCUGCUAACUUCUACCGCUUCAGUAUGUCAUGGCCCUUCAGUAGGCUCAGCAGAGCUCCUGUUACAUCCCAAUUUCACUUAUCUAGCCCUUUAAGAACUGUAGACACUGAGGGUGUAGGGCAAGGGGCAAACAUAGGAGGGGGUCCAAUCCAGUCCGAUUUUAGUGCAAUUUCUCUGUUAUACUGAUCUAUAAUGGGCUUUUGGAUGAUCAGUGGGCAACGGCCGGCCCCCCUACCAAGAUGGGUCGUCCCGGUUUUCUGAUAGACUGAGGUCACGCAAACUCACAUUCAAAGUAAAACGCGGCAUCAGCAAAGAGACCUGCUCCGACUCUGUCAUCAGUUAGAUAGCCAAGAUCAUGGGUCGUAAAAAACGGAAAGGGUGCCUAUAAACGUAGAAAGAGCACAUUCUACAUUGUCACCUCACUCAAAACGUCCUAUUAUUUGGCCAGCUAAAACCAUGAUUUGGUCAAACAGUAAAGUGCAUUAUCCUCAUGAUUCCUGUAAUGAAAGUGUCUGCCCUCCCAAUGUGCAUGUGCCCUCGCUGGGGCCUGCUGCUGCGAUGAGUGAUAUGGCUCUCCCCCCAUGCGCUCGAGAGAAAAAUGCUUUCUAAACGUAGAACAACCUUCGUCUCCUUGUUCAUGUCGAAGAGAGGAGGGUCUCAGCUUUCUGUAGGUAUAAUUAUUUAUUUCUCAACUCUCAAUAUUUAGCUCAAUCGCAACUAUUUUACAACCAAGAUAUUUGAUAUGGCUUUGAGAUAUGGAGCUCAUGGGUAGUAGCCUAAAACUGCGAUGUUUUUUUAGCACAUAACAUUUACUGUUGGAUGAAUACAUGGCUACUAGCAGUGGGUAUUAUAUUUAGAGUUAGAAAUGUAGUUAAUGUGCUUUUUUAGUAGUUUCCACUUCUUCAGGUGUUGAACCCCACAUUAAUUAGCCAAUGAUAUUAGUUAGUGCACAUAAACAUGUAUGUAAUUCGUCUCUAUUGAAUAAAAAUAAAUCUGGAAAUACUGGAGUUAAACCCCAAAUUCAUGACAAUCACUGGAUUAGCACAUAAAAAUAAUAUGAAACAUGCAUUCCUGCGUGGACGUGAAUACCUCAGUAGUCUAUUUAUUAUACUUCUUAAUAAAGCACUACGAAUGACUUUAUAAGAUGAUUACUCGUGAUUUGGGUCUGGAGGCCUGUUAUAUAAAUGAAUAGGGUAGGUGUUGAUUCAGGGGAACACAUAUGAUAAGCGCUCAUUUGCAAUAUAGCCUAAGGCCUAGAUUCAAUCAGAUCAAGCGUUAACCGGCGAUAGCUGCACUGCUGAUGUUUUGGCGGUGUCGGAGGUGUAACAACGUUGGAGCUGUCAAAUCGGUGAGCAGCUGCUCUUGAUUAUUGUCACAAAGCCACACCCGUCCCACUCGCGUUAGAAGUUCAGAACAAGAAAGUGUAGGCUAUAUAGAAAUAUUGAAAAUCAUUAAACAAAAUAAUGAGGAUUUCUAUCAGCCUAAUCGAAGUGGCGCAGUGGUCUAAGGCACUGCAUCGCAGUGCUAGCUGUGCCACUAGAGAUCCUGGUUCGAAUCCAGGCUCUGUCGUAGCCGGCCACGACCGGGAGACCCAUGGGGCGGCGCACAAUUGGCCCAGCGUCGUCCAGGGUAGGGGAGGGAAUGGCCGGCAGGGAUGUAGCUCAGUUGGUAGAGCAUGCCGUUUGCAACGCCAGGGUUGUGGGUUCGAUUCCCACGGGGGGCCAGUAUGAAAAAAAAAAAAAGUAUGUAUGCACUCACUAACUGUAAGUCGCUCUGGAUAAGAGCGUCUGCUAAAUGACUUAAAUGUAAAUGUAAAUUAACAUCUCAAAUUCCAGUGUUUUAAAUUAUAAACAAGGCUGCAUGGGAUUUCUCUUAAUGCGACUCCGUGCAGCCAAUGGCAAUGUCUGCUUUAGGUAUAAUGCCAGGAGCUGCUUGUGGAUUUGACAGUUCUAACACAGUUCCACCUCCAACAUCGCCAAGACAACCGCUAUGCGGAUGUUGGCUAAAGCAGAAGAAGCACAGAGUAACAGCAGAGAAGAUGCUGAGACAGAUAGACACACAACAGGGAGGCAAACAAAAUAGCUAGAGCGGAGGCACAGUUAUAGUGGUGAGUUGUAUCUCCAGUGGUGCUUUUACAUAUUGUAUUUGUUUUAAACAUGAACUGGUUAAAAAAGAGGAGGAGGACCAUAUUUUGCCAGUCACUGGUACAGAAAUGGUUGAGAAACGCUGUACUUUACUGUCAAUGUUAUGUGUCAGCACUACUGCCUGUGUCUAAGUCUAACUCACAGUGGAUGCGAAUGUCAGACAGAAGACUCAAGCCUGGUGUAGAUGUACAGUUGAAGUCGGAAGUUUACAUACACCUUAGCCAAAUACAUUUAAACUCAGUUUUUCACAAUUCCUGACAUUUAAUCCUAGUAAAAAUUCCCUGUUUUAGGUCAGUAAGGAUCACCACUUUAUUUUAAGAAUGUGAAAUGUCAGAAUAAUAGUAGAGAGAAUGAUUUUAUAUCAGCUUUUAUUUCUUUCAUCACAUUCCCAGUGGGUCAGAAGUUUACAUGCAUUCAAUUAGUAUUUGGUAGCAUUGCCUUUAAAUUGUUUAACUUGGGUCAAACGUUUCGGGUAGCCUUCCACAAGCUUCCCACAAUAAGUUGGGUGAAUUUUGGCCCAUUCCUCCUGACAGAGCUGGUGUAACUGAGUCAGGUUUGUAGGCCUCCUUGCUCGCACAUGCUUUUUCAGUUCUGCCCACACAUUUUCUAUAGGAUUGAGGUCAGGGCUUUGUGAUGGCCACUCCAAUACCUUGACUUUGUUGUCCUUAAGCCAUUUUGCCACAACUUUAGAAGUAUGCUUGGGGUCAUUGUCCAUUUGGAAGACCCAUUUGUGACCAAGCUUUAACUUCCUGACUGAUGUCUUGAGAUGUUGCUUUAAUAUAUCCACAUAAUUUUCCUUCCUCAUGAUGCCAUCUAUUUUGUGAAGUGCACCACCAGUCCCUCCUGCAGCAAAGCACCCCCCACAGCAUGAUGCUGCCACCGCCGUGCUUCACAGUUGUGAUGGUUUUCUUUGUCUUGCAAGGCACCCCCUUUUUCCUCCAAACAUAAUGAUGGUCAUUAUGGCCAAACAGUUCUAUUUUUGUUUCAUCAGACCAGAGGAUAUUUCUCCAAAAAGUACGAUCGUUGUCCCCAUGUGCAGUUGCAAACCGUAGUCUGCCUUUUUUAUGGCGGUUUUGGAGCAGUGGCUUCUUCCUUGCUGAGCGGCCUUUCAGGUUAUGUCGAUAUAGGACUUGUUUUACUGUGGAUAUAGAUACUUUUGUACCUGUUUCCUCCAGCAUCUUCACAAGGUCCUUUGCUGUUGUUCUGGGAUUGAUUUGCACUUUUCGCACCAAAGUACGUUCAUCUCUAGGAGACAGAACACGUCUCCUUCCUGAGCGGUAUGACGGCUGCGUGGUCCCAUGGUGUUUAUACUUGCGUACUAUUGUUUGUACAGAUGAACGUGGUACCUUCAGGCGUUUGGAAAUUGCUCCCAAGGAUGAACCAGACUUGUGGAGGUCUACAAUUUUUUUUCUGAGGUCUUGGCUGAUUUCUUUUGAUUUUCCCAUGAUGUCAAGCAAAGAGGCACUGAGUUUGAAGGUAGGCCUUGAAAUACAUCCACAGGUACACCUCCAAUUGACUCAAAUUAUGUAAAUUAGCCUAUCAGAAGCUUCUAAAGCCAUGAUAUCAUUUUCUGGAAUUUUCCAAGCUGUUUAAAGGCACAGUCAACUUAGUGUAUGUAAACUUCUGACCCACUGGAAUUGUGAUACAGUGAAUUAUAAGUGAAAUAAUCUGUCUGUAAACAAUUGUUGGAAUAAUUACUUGUGUCAUGCACAAAGUAGAUGUCCUAACUGACUUGCCAAAACUAUAGUUUGUUAACAAGAAAUUUGUGGAGUGGUUGAAAAACAAGUUUUAAUGACUCCAACCUAAGUGUAUGUAAACUUCCGUCUGUGAUAGGGUCUGGGCAGUGGCUGAUAGGGUCUGGGCACCACUCCCCCCAUGGUGGGGGGGUGAGUUGGUGGCACGAGCAGUGGUGUGGGCUGGUGUGGAUAAAAUGCCUGGGCCGAAUUCUUGUCCCAGUCCACCCCUGCGGCCCAGCUCACUAAUAAUCACCUAAAUGAAAGCUAGACAGUCAGGGAGCAUCAGAAAUUCCAAAAACGAUGAAUAGAGGACUAUUCAUAGCAAAUGUUGACGGCAAGGACCAAUUUUCUGUGCGGCGCUCUUGAACUUGUUGAAGACCGAAUGUGCCCCCGGGUCAAAAUGAGUUUGACACUCCUGGUGAAGGGACAGGUGACUGAAAUAGAACCAGGGUCAUGUUAAUUUGAGAACAGCGUAGAAAAACGUUGCGCAACAAAAAAGGAAAUUGAGCGUUUCUCAUUGAAUAUUCAGAUAUUUUAACUCCCUGUUUCACUUUGUUUUGGACAAUUUUCUUUUGUUUUGUACCUAAUGAAUAUGACCCAGCCCUCACUCAUAUCCACCCACAUUAAAAAAUACUAUAGUAAUUAUUGUAGUGUUUUUGCGGAUUUUAGUAUACUAGUAAUCACUUAAGUGUUUUUGCAGAAUGUACUAUACUGUAGUAUUUACGGUAGUGUUUUUGCAGGCAUUACUACUAAAAGAGCAUAUUUUCCAUAACCCGUAGGUAGGUAGGUAGGUAGGACUGGGGUCUGAAUGAAUAGUUCAGAGCUGCUGCUCUUUUCUAUAACCUGUAGGGAACACAAUAUAUGGUCUAUACUUAGCAUGUAGGUUUCUCACUUACAGUGCAUUCGGAAAUUAUUCAGACCGCUUCACUGUUAUGUUACAGCCUUAUUCUAAAAUUGGUUAAAUAGUUUUUUCCCCCUCAUCAAUCUACACACAAUACGCCAUAAUGACAAAGCAAAAACAGGUUUUUUGAUAUGUUUGCAAAUUUCACAUUUACAUAAGUAUUCAGACCCUAUGCUAUGAGACUUGAAAUUGAGCUCAGGUGUAUCCUGUUUCCAUUGAUAAUCCUUUAGAUGUUUCUACAACUUGACUGGAGUCCACCUGUGGUUAAUUCAAUUGAUUGGACAUGAUUUGGAAAGGCACACACAUGUCUAUAUAAGGUCCCACAGUUGAUAGUGUAUGUCAGAGCAAAAACCAAAAAGUGAAGGGGCCUAAAUACUUUCUGAAUGCACUGUAUGGGUGGCACAAAAUGGGAUAUGGGGGAGGGGAAUGGGCAUGUAUUUAUGCAAAUUAAAUACUGUAGUUCCUCAAUAUCUCUUUGAAGUCACAUAGAUCACAUCAUUACGCUCUUUUUGUUUACAAAGCCGUGCUCCACAGACUUCAGACUUACCUAACAUCACUGUUAAGAUUUAAAAUAACUAGUUAUCAAACCCUUUCACAGGUUUGGUUAACUCUGGAGACUCCUUUGGUGUCCAGAGUUAGGUAAAUCAGCCUUUAAUUUCUUUGCACCUUACUUGUGGAAUGACCUACAAUACACUUUAACAUUUGAGGAAUUGGUGCCUCAAUGGCAUUUCAGACUGUUGUUAGGGGACCUUUUUACUGAGGAAUGUGUCUGUUUUUUAUGAUUGUGUUUUUCUUUUCGUGUAUUGUUGUGUAUAAUAACGUGUAUUUUAUUGUGUAUAUUAAUGUGUAGUUUAAUGUGUUUAUUGUAUUUUGAUGUGUAUUGUGGUGCUUAUACAGGGCUCAUCUGGAAAGAGACGUUGGUCUCAGCAUUGACUCUCUGUCAAAAUAAAGGUUAAAUAAAAAAAUAGUAUUCUCUAUAGUGUUUUUGCGGACUGUAGUGUUUCUGCGGACAUUACUGUAGUAUUUACUACAGUGCUUAUUUUUGCGGAUAAUACUGUAGUAUUCACUAUAUUAUUCUACAGUAUACUACAACAUUCUAAAGUAAAAGUACUACACAUUAUCAAGGGAUACUACAGUGUACGUCUGGCCCUAUCUGUCCUCAGGUGCACCUGUUCGUCUGCAACGAGGAUCCGGACAUCGAGGCGGCGUUCGAAGCAGGAGCCACAGGCGUCAUGACAGACUACCCCACCCUCUUGACUAACUACCUACACAGACACAGGAAUCAAGAUUGACAGCCCAAACCUCCAAUCAAACUACUGAUUCCCAAACAGGGUUCUUGACUGCAGCUCAAGCUACCUAUCAAGAGACCUCCACGCGUACGUUGUUUAUCACUGAAAGAACCACACUGAAAUCACAAUUUUCCUUCACAACUCCGGUCUCCACCAAUGAGCAAAAGGACCGUUCUGUGAGGAAGUUGCCUGAAAAGCACAGAUCCAAGACCAGCGUAACCUUCCCAAAUCCCAACCUUAACCAAGAGGGAAAAACAUAAAACCAACCUCUGAUCAAUGUCUUUAGGCAACUUCAUUCCAUCAAAAAAAUUAAUAAUAAUAAUAAUAAUAAAAAAAUCUUUAUAAAUAAAUAAAAAAUACAACAAGAAAGAUAAUAAAAAAAUACAUAAAAUAAGAUAAUAAAAAAAAGGGAGGCACUCACUAACUGUAAGUCGCUCUGGAUAAGAGCGUCUGCUAAAUGACUAAAAUGUAAAAUGUAAAUCUACACAAAAGGAUGUCACUACACUUACUGUCUUUUGGUUAAUGGAUUGUGGCCAAAUAUUGACACACUGUUCACCUCUCUCUGCAACCUCUCUACAGCCUUCCCAAACCCUAAUGGAUCUAUCAGUGGCUGUCUGGAUGUUUUCUUUAAUUCUAUAUCCUUGACGUUCUCUCAUGGUAUUAUGAUAUUUACAUAAUGGAACUUACUUUUGGGGUCUUUAUGACAGGCUAUACAAAUUGUAUGUUUAUCAAUGCAAAGAUGAUUUAAAUAAAUACUUGUAUAGUUUUAAGCGUUCUCAAGACCAGCCUCCAUUUGUUUAUACCACCGGAAAAUAACGGCUUCCAACACACAGUAUUUACUUGCUUCAAUUCCUAAUUCUCUCAGCCCAGGCCAUGGUCAAAGUCUGCUCACGAUUCUUAACAAUAAUCUACCAGCCAGUCCGGUCCCAGUGGGAAACAAAGGCUGCACUUUCCUGACCUGGUUCACUGUGUGUUGCAUGCAGUAUAAAAAAUAGGUUAAUGGAAUAAGUGGAUGAAUUCAAACACAACUCUUUAGAGACGUGGUAAAAGAUUAAGACCUUGUCCUUUAGACUUCGGAGAAAUAGGGCUUCUGUGACGCA